Mesorhabditis belari is the source of this 927-nucleotide messenger RNA. The record is from the annotation of a GenBank genome assembly. Lineage: Eukaryota; Metazoa; Nematoda; Chromadorea; Rhabditida; Rhabditidae.
AUGAAGUGGUUUCUCUUCUUCACUAAUCUCUUAACAAUCACUUUCACUCAUCCACCAGUGUAUCGAGAAGAACCGCAACUUCAUGAACAAACAAAAGAAGCAGCUGAUCGACCAGAUCAUCUUGAAGGAGUACCACUGGAAAGGAAUGGAGAUCUAAAUAAAGAUUUUAGAAAAGAAAUCCUUCUUGGGAAUGUUAAACCUCGAAACUCUGAUGAAGCCAAGGAUGCGAUUAGAAAUUUAUUUAAAGAAGCUGAUCUCGACAAAGACGGUUUCCUUUCCUCAGAUGAAUUAGAAAAGGUGAUUCACAAGAAUGCUAUGAUGCACAUCGAGGAAAGCAAACGGGAAGUCGAGGAGUUAUUCAGGGAAACCGAUUUCGAUCACAAUCAACAAGUAACAUGGGAAGAGUAUAGUAAAAGAUUCGUGAUUGAAACUGAUCACGAUUCUUUGCGAGAAUCAUUUGAAGCAAUGGAUGACGAUAAGACAAAGUCGUUGAAUCUCACAGAGUUCACCGGGUUUUUACAUCCAGAGUUAGCAAAACGAACAGUAGAAGAACUAGCGGAGGAUUUAUUGAAAGGAUACGAUCGUGACGGGAACCGAAUGAUUUCAAGAAGUGAAUUUGUUGAGUAUUCAGAGGGGGAAUUGGAUGGACCAUUUGCUGAAGAAGAGAAGAAAGAACAAGAGGCGAGGGGAGUUGAAUUUGAUCGAGAUUUAGAUCAAAAUGGGGAUGGAUUUGCAACACUGGAGGAAUUGAUUGGAUAUGUCGAUCCACAAGGAGAAGGAAGGCAUCAAAGAGAGGUAUCAGAGUUGAUUUGGCAAGUGGAUUUGAAUGAGGACGGGAAAUUGGCGUUGAAAGAGAUGUUGGCACAGAAUCUAUUGUUGGAGAGAUCGUCACUGUUUGAAGCUGGGAGGAAAUUGCAUGAGGAUCUG